AUGUCUUCGGAACUGACACCAUUGCAGCGAAGUGUGCUCGAUAAAUAUCGCUUCCUAGCGGAGUCCUUAAGGGAAUUGAGCGAAACACUUUCAGAUCUAAACAACACCCAUGAGGACUCAAAACCGGAAGCAAUUUUACAAGAGAUGCGAGAAAUUGAAGUGAAAAUAUCUCUUGUAAGUACGCUUCUCAAAGGUAGCGUAUAUUCACUCGUGAUACAGCGACGGAUGGAUCACCAACAAAAACCUUCAGAUCUAUGA
This is a messenger RNA of Kluyveromyces lactis, 258 nucleotides long. It is a transcript of the gene DAD3, whose product is annotated as Dad3p. Gene Ontology annotation, cellular component: DASH complex; mitotic spindle. NCBI's taxonomy places the organism in Eukaryota, Fungi, Ascomycota, Saccharomycetes, Saccharomycetales, Saccharomycetaceae. The transcript has a single exon. Gene Ontology annotation, biological process: attachment of spindle microtubules to kinetochore. The coding region runs from base 1 to 258 and encodes 85 amino acids. The record is from RefSeq and is a predicted model, not a curated record.